Actinia tenebrosa (Australian red waratah sea anemone) is the source of this 2583-nucleotide messenger RNA. RefSeq names its product transmembrane protein 62. NCBI's taxonomy places the organism in Eukaryota, Metazoa, Cnidaria, Anthozoa, Actiniaria, Actiniidae. Gene Ontology annotation, molecular function: hydrolase activity. The record is from RefSeq and is a predicted model, not a curated record.
AGUGAAACAAUCUUGCAGAACGAGUUAUUAUUCUAUUCACGUUAGACCGGAAGUGCGCUGUAGUCCAUUUGAUCAUCAUUUCAAAAUGGCGGCCGCAGUGAAGGGUUUGGUGUCCAUUUGUAUCAUCGUAUUAAUUCUAGCUAGCUCUUGGUUAAUCGCUAUUUUGAUUGAUUAUUACGCUGGGAAAGGAAAAGAAUUAUCUCUCCAUAAGAACUCAGACUCGGGGCCUUAUCCUGGAAGCAAAAUGGAAAAUAUAUUUUGGUUUAUUCAGAUAUCUGAUUUGCAUAUAAGUAAAUUUUAUCAACCAAGCCGYGCAAAGGAUUUGAAAUACUUUUGUAAAGAUGUUAUUGAUUCUAUAAGACCAGCUGUUGUUUUAGCAACAGGAGAUCUGACAGAUGCUAAACACUCAAAUCAUCUAGGAUCAGAACAGUUUGAAGAGGAAUGGGAAACCUAUGCCUCUGUGUUGAGAGAGACUGGUGUUGAGUUCAAGACAAAGUGGCUGGAUCUCAGAGGCAAUCAUGAUGCUUUUGAUGUCAAUUCAGUGCACAGUAAAAGAAACUACUACAGAUAUUAUUCAUCUAGUGGGAAGGACAUUACAAGAGGUGCUACUUCUUAUCAGUAUGUCCAUCAGACCAGCUAUGGCAAAUAUUUAUUUAAUGCAAUAGAUAGCUGCCCUGAUCCAGGACCAAAAAGGCCAUUUAACUUCUUUGGAUACAUAUCAAAGUCUCGUAUUAAUGAAAUGAACCAACUUGCUGAGAAGAGCAAAACAGUAAAUAUGACAUUCUGGUUUGGUCACUAUCCUUUCUCUGUUUUAACUUCAAGCUCCUUGCGACAGAUUCUUAGGCAUGGUACAGUCUAUCUCUGCGGACAUCUACACACGCUUGGAGAAGUUGUUCCUGUAAUGCAUGCUGUACAUAGAAAYGGACAUCUUGAGCUGGAACUUGGUGACUGGAAGUGGUAUCGAAACUUUAGAGUUGCAGCAGUUGACCAUGAUAUAUUCUCUUUUGUUGAUGUACGACUGGAUAAGUGGCCAAUCAUUCUUAUUACCAACCCUAAAGAUUCUCAUUACUUGAUGCCAGCAUUUGAACCUAUUGGAAGAAUAAAUAAAUCAACUCACAUUAGGAUGUUAAUAUUUUCAACCUCACCCAUUGAGUUAGUCACUGUAUCCAUUGAUGGAGUUCCCUUGGAAUCUUCUGUACAACAUGUGAAGGGACCUCUACAUGUCUGCAAGUGGGAUCCUCAAAAGUACUUCAAUGGUGUUCACACUCUGACUGUGAAAGCUAAGGAUGCUGAAGGAAAACAGARUACUCAAAGCCAGCARUUUUCGAUCGAUGGCACUCGACCUCUUCUUGAUYUUCUUCCAGCAAUUAUUUUACUCACAGAUUUUUGUACACUGGGUCGAGUUUCAUUCUAUUUAUCAGCCAUCAUCAUCGUAUUAGGUCUUUGGGCGAUACGCCAGUGUUCAAGUAAUGAAUCUGAUUCCUCAGGAUAUCUACGAGGAUUGAUUAAUAGAUGGUUUUACAAUCUCAGCAAGCUCACCAAGAACAAUCACUUGUAUUAUCCUCUCUUUGUUUAUGGCGUCUACGUAGUUGUAGGUCCUUGGUAURUUGGGGAGCUCAUCACUGAUCACGUGGGAUGCGUGUUUGUCUUUGGGUUAUACGUCAAUGGACAAUUUAUUCCAGGCAGCUUGACGUUCUAUUAUGGUAUUGUACAGUUUCUGACCUUUAACCUUCCCCUUACCGUAUGUCUGACGAACUACAUUGGUCUUAGGAGAAACCCACCUCGGUCAAGGCCCAGCUCUGGUCGAUCGUCACCUUCCAUCCCUCCCUCCUCCUUUUGUACUGCCAGUUGCAUUCGAUAUUUUACCCACGUGGUAUUCAUUGGCAUAAUAAUCUUCCAAUCAUCAUCUUGUUAUGGUAUAUGGAAGGCUUAUGGGAGCAUGGCUUUUGCUAUUAAUCCUGUUAAGACUUGGUCUAUACCUUUGGCGGGAUACCUGUGGUUCAGGGCUAAUUAUUAUUAAGAUUUAUUGUAUUUAUCAAACAAAAUGUUUUCUGAUAGGGGUGGGGCAAGGAAAGUGCUACGGAAAUAACUCAGCGUUGCGUUUCAUAACCUAGAAAAUUCUAGAGAACAUUUCAUUAGUUCUGGAAUUAUGAAAACAUUGAAGAGGUUGUCAAACUAGAGUCGUAAAAGACGUACGCUUUGGGUAAAUGAAGAAAUAAAAACUCCGGAAGUGCAUCUUCCAAAACAUGGUACACAGGGAUUAAAGCUGAGAUCCUAAAAGUUUAUUGAAUUUCUCCGUAACGUACAAAAUCCACUUGAGUGUAAUGUUUUCCCUUUUCAGACCACAUGUCAUUCUCUCGAGAAUAAGAUUUUUUGUUUGAUUCAUAUCCAUAUUUAUCUGUUUUCUGAUGUUCAACCGGUAAACAAAGAAAUAACACUCUAGGGAAUUAUACGAGGUCUGAAGUGUCCAUGGAAAAACAAUGGGUUUGUUAUUUGCACAGUAAACCAAAAUUGUACAUACACAUCACGUUUAAUGGAAUUUAACUAAUAUUUAUUUGUUAAUAAUAAAAUAAGAUAGAUGUA